Ustilaginoidea virens is the source of this 1116-nucleotide messenger RNA. RefSeq lists its product as uncharacterized. Gene Ontology annotation, molecular function: GTPase activity; GTP binding. Gene Ontology annotation, cellular component: cytoplasm. The transcript is spliced from 6 exons. The coding region runs from base 1 to 1116 and encodes 371 amino acids. NCBI's taxonomy places the organism in Eukaryota, Fungi, Ascomycota, Sordariomycetes, Hypocreales, Clavicipitaceae. The record is from RefSeq and is a predicted model, not a curated record. Gene Ontology annotation, biological process: cytoplasmic translation.
AUGGUCAACAUUACGGAAAAGAUCAAGGAAAUCGAGGAUGAGAUGAGACGAACGCAAAAGAACAAGGCCACAGAAUACCACCUGGGACUGCUCAAAGGGAAACUUGCCCGGCUACGGGCGCAGCUCCUAGAGCCCGGUCCCGGGGCCGGCGGCGGCGGCGGCUCCGGCUUCGACGUCAGCAAGAGCGGCGACGCGCGAAUCUCCCUCGUUGGGUUCCCGUCGGUGGGCAAGUCGACGUUCCUGUCAAAGGUCACCAAGACGAGGUCCGAGGUCGCCUCGUACGCCUUCACCACCCUCACAGCCAUCCCCGGCGUGCUCGAGUACGGCGGCGCCGAGAUCCAGCUGCUCGACCUCCCCGGCAUCAUUGAGGGCGCCGCCGAGGGCAAAGGCCGCGGCCGCCAGGUCAUUUCGGCGGCCAAGACGAGCGACCUCAUCCUCAUGGUGCUGGAUGCCACCAAGAAGGCGGAGCAACGGGCUCUCCUCGAGGCCGAGCUGGAAGCCGUCGGCAUCCGGUUGAAUCGCGAGCCACCAAACAUCUACCUCAAGCCCAAGAAAGCAGGCGGCAUGAAAAUCACCUUCCAGACCCCCCCCAAGUACCUCGACGAAAAGAUGCUCUACAACAUCCUGCGCGACUACAAGAUGCUCAACUGCGAGGUGCUCGUGCGCGACGAGUCCGCCACCGUGGACGACUUCAUCGACGUCAUCAUGAAGGACCACCGCAAGUACAUCAAGUGCCUGUACGUGUACAACAAGAUCGACAGCGUGUCGCUCGACUUCCUCGACAGCCUGGCCAGAGAGCCGCAGACCGUCGCCAUGAGCUGCGAGCUGGACCUGGGCAUCCAGGACGUCAUCGACCGGUGCUGGAGGGAGCUCAGGCUGAUCCGCAUCUACACGAAGCGCAAGGGCGUCGAGCCGGAUUUCCAGGAGGCGCUCAUUGUCAGGAGUAACAGCACCAUCGAGGACGUGUGCGACAGGAUCCACCGCUCCCUCAAGGACACCUUCAAGUAUGCGCUCGUCUGGGGAGCCAGCGCGAGGCAUAUCCCGCAGCGUGUCGGGCUGGGUCACAUGGUUGCUGACGAAGAUGUGGUUUACAUUUGCAGUGGAUGGCGAGCAUAG